AUGCUACAAGCACUUUAUGAUGUUUAUACUACCACCAUCCCCAUUUCACAGCGGCAGUUGAUUCACCAUCGCUGGGGCCUGCCCCAGAAGAUCCAGGAGUCCAUCCAACUGCUCCUGUCCCCCACUGAUCAGUCAACUCUGUCCUGGAGCAGCACAGCCUUAGCCAAUGUGCAUGCUCCCCAACCUACGGCCCUAGAGGCCACUGGGGCCGGUGACCCAUUCUCUCCAAUCACAGACCAAGUACCAGUCCCCAUGCCACACUUGUUUGACCAGGCUAAGGCAAUAUUGCAGAGCCACAUCAACUCCAAAUGUGGGCAGAUUCACCAGGGCAAGGUCCCUGCUUGUGUAUGUAGCUCUUGGCAGUGCAUAAUUCCUGGGGGCCUGCAAGUGGCUCCCUUCACCUGCAUCCCAGAAAGCAAGCCCUUGGACCUACAGGCUGCAACUGACCCUGCCCUACAACAGAAAGCUGGGGCCUGGAUACCAACGGCCCUUGAUCAACAGCAAAAAGCUCCACCAGAUGCUGUCACUGAACACACUAAGCUGCCCCAAGCCCUGUCCGAGGGAGCCAUUGAGAAACUGGAGACGACUCUGAGGCACAAGUACCUUGCCUUCUUGUCAGGGCUGCCUGCUCUUUAUUAUGUGGCUCUCUCUAGGGCCAUGGCACCGGCAAUCUCUACCCAAGCUGUAAUCACAGGAACGGUGCCUGGACCUGGCGAAUUCCCUACUGAACCUCUGACUCAGAUGAUCUCAUCUGAAGAGCAGUGCCUGAGUCCUGGGCCAUGCUUUCAAGAUGCCAACAAGACUUGUGCAGACGCUGCAGAGGAGCUCCAGGUGGAAGAACAGGUGGAACAAAUGAUCGAGGCGAUGCCUCUAGAAAGCCAGGCAGAGGCCUCUGAGCUCUACACACUCAAAAAACCCAUCUUAGCCAAACUAAAUUUCCAUCUAAGAAAGAAGAUCCUAGAGAUACAACUGGGAAUUCCCAUAAAGGCAAGGGAGUCCAGAGAACAAACUGGGGCAACCCCAGACAACACAUCCACACAGGAGUCUCUCAGGAGUCUAAACAAUCAAGGAAAAACACUGCUCCAGGAUCUCCCCAUCCCACCAGAUGCUCCUCGUGCCCCAGAUCCAGAAUGGCUCCACCUGAAAGAACAGCUGGCCAUUGAGUUAAAGGCAGUGCAGCAGAACCAGAAGCAGCCUAGUUCAAGAGCAGUACCUCAUGGCUCUGCCCACUGGGCCUCCAAGAUCUCACCGCCCAGCGGAGACAUGAAGGAGGCCCAGGUGCUCUGUGUUCACCUGGAAGCCACUGCGAACAGCCCCAGCCUGGAGGAGCCCUGGAGCCCUGAGCCCCAAAGCCCUGGCAAGAGCAAGGACUCAGCCCAGGUCCCCAUGCUGGCAGAAAAGAGAGAGGACCCAGGGAAACCCAAAUUGGCAGGAGACCAUGGGGAAGGGGAUGCAGGGUUUGCAUGCUCCUUUACAAGAGAAAUAAGCGACCCCGAUAAAGCCCAGAGGCCAAAAGGGAUACUUCUGAAUAGGGCACCCCGCAGCCCCCAGCGACACAGCCAUAGCUUUCAACUUGCUGCUCCCUUUGAAGACAAUACCCAGCAUCACCCUCAGAUUAAGCUUCCAGAGCCAUCUCCAGGAAUCCCUGGGGUGAAAGUAUCUGAGAAGAAUGACCUGCACGACAGUCAAACCAAGCUCAGUGUCAUCCUCAAGCCAGCAAGGAUUCCUAAGAAUACCCAGCCUAUGGUGCCCCAGGCAUCAAAGGGCCAGCCUUUCCUGGGCCAACUCAUUCAGGCUAGGCCUUUGCAGGGCCAAACUUUGAAAGGUCAGGUUUUGCAGGGACAGGAGAUGCCAGUCCAUACUCACAAGAGGCCCAGCCUUCCAGAAGCAGGCUUGAGAAGUGGGAUGAAAUCCUUCCUGUACUGUUUUAACUCCAAGAUGAAAGGCAAAGGGCAUAAGGAAUCCAUGUUCUCUAGAGCUGGGAAGGUGGCCAACCCCAGAAAAGAAAAUGUACAAAAGAUCCUGGCUCCUGCCAAAAGUCCGGUGGGGCAAAACAACACUCAGAAGACAAGAGGGGACUCCAAGGCCCAAUCUUCCCUCACCGAGAAGCAGGUGGGCCUGGCUUUCUUGGAUGGACCCCAUUCCCCAGACAGUAAGCUCUGGCACCGCUCCCAUUCUUACCAACUCCAUUCUGCCUCGGUCCUGGGCCACCCUCGCCACUGCCCUCAGCACUGUCCUCAAGUGGCUUGUGUUACCCAACCAGAGAAUGCACCCUAG
Nyctereutes procyonoides (raccoon dog) is the source of this 2277-nucleotide messenger RNA. RefSeq names its product protein FAM205A-like. Bases 1 to 2277 code for a protein of 758 amino acids. The record is from RefSeq and is a predicted model, not a curated record. The transcript has 2 exons. Lineage: Eukaryota; Metazoa; Chordata; Mammalia; Carnivora; Canidae.